AUGUUACCAGCUCAUAAUGAAAAUGAUGAAAGUAGUAAUGCUUUGGGUGAUGGAAACCUUCAUUAUCAUGUUUAUCAAUAUCACCGUGAUGAUGAUGGUCUUUAUGAAAAUGGUCUUUAUUAUGAUGGUCUUUAUGAAAAUGGUCUUUAUUAUGAUGGUCUUUAUGAUGGUCUUUAUGAUGGUCUCUAUGUUUCUUGUGCUUAUUUCGAUAAUUAUGAUGAUGAUCUCUGUGAGAAUAAACGGUAUUAA
Molecule: messenger RNA, 249 nt
Organism: Dentiscutata erythropus
Lineage: Eukaryota; Fungi; Glomeromycota; Glomeromycetes; Diversisporales; Gigasporaceae
Source: the annotation of a GenBank genome assembly